AAGUGUGCCUGCCUUAAGAGCCAGAUGGAAAGCCUUAAGAAAAAAUGUGGUUUUCGUGGAUUGUUUUCUCGGCAACUAGACCGCAGAUCCUACAAUAAUUCCAGGGUCGGAUCCACGCUUUUUAGCAUAUUUCCAAAUGUCAACUCUCAAAGUUGGAAUUUUCGAUUUCCAUUAGAUUCGCGCGAGCUUCCUUAACUGCGUAAACAAAAUUUUAAUUUUUUCAUUUACAUCCAAACGUUCGUUCCCCGCCCUCCCUCUUUCCUCGGAGUUCGUAGAGAGGAUGCAAAUUAUCGUGCGACACGAAAGCCUAAUGACGCGAGGAGUCUUAUGAACGCGUUAAUAAGAUCCGCGAGAUCGAGAGCGUAGAUAAGAGAUGGUGAAUUCAGACGGAGGCUGCGUUAGCGCGUGCGAGCGCUCCUUCGCGUCGUCUGCUCUACUUUUUUGCUCUCCUCUCGCACUGCUGUUUUCCCUUCGUAUUGUAUUUUUCUGUUUUUAUUCUCAUCGGUUUACACGGAGACGAAAACCGCGCGGCGGGAACAAAUUUUGUUGAGAAUUCUGUACAGAAAGGAACCUUUGCGAAGCAUUCCACUGAAGCCAGCAUUUCUAUUGCGUCUGAGAUAAAACGUUUACCAACUUACUUGUUAUCUUGACGAGAAUAUUACUGUAAUUAGAAACAUAAAAUGAGAACGUAAAGCGAGGAUUCGCUCGACGAAAAAAGGCUAUCGCGAUCGAUCAAGUGAUUCUCAAUGCUUCGAGCUCGCACUCGCUUAACCCAACUCGCAGCUUCCUCAAUUGACUCUUUUUAUACAAAGUUUAUUGAUAGGAAAAAAAAUAUAAUAAAAUUAGAGGCACAUCCUUCGGCGAAGAUGCAUAAAAUAGAGUGAACCAAGUCGCCUUAUCACGCUCGAUUAUCUUGUGGGCCCGUUGAUUAGCAGCGAGCAUAAAAGUGAUAGGAUAAAGCGCGAUCGUUCCUAAUUCGAGACGUCCCGUCUGCCAACUCGGCAAUUAAUUGUUCGACGUAAAACUUGCAUAUUUUGCCCCUUCCAGGCAGCCUCCCUUCGAGCCCGCGGAGAUCUUUUCUCGCGGCCACUCCCACUUUUAUUCAUUCAAUUCGACGCAGCAGCGCAUGUCUCAAGGCUUAUUUUGCCUUCUCACUUUUUAACUUGGCAACGAUUUUACGUCGUGAAGUUUACCGUAAAUCGUCGAUCAUUUCCGCUCCCUCAAUUGAGCUCAAAUUCGCUUGUAUUAUCUCGCGCUUACGCACGCGCGCACACAACCAGAAAGAAGAAUCGUCAAAAAUUAGGCCCCCAGUCGUGCUGUUACCCUCUCAAUUCAUCGGGGUUAUCUUCGAUCUCGUUCGUCACGCGUCGCUGUCACACGCCUUACCACGCGCGCUGCGACUCUACGAUUUAUGCGAAAUAUCAGUUUUCCAAUUGCCUUACGCUCACUAAAGUAUACGAAAAAUUAAUUGAAAAUAAAAAAUAGAAAAAUAAACGUAGAAACUCGAUUGAAUCUGCGAAUGCGAGUAGGCGUCACGAGGUAACCUCAAAAUGCCUAUGAAGACUGAAUAUUUCUCGACUUUUGUCAGAACACUCAGACUCUGUCGAUAAUCGAUUAAUUCAAUGAGAUUUGAUCGUUUUAUGAAACUUAAUUAAAUGAAGAAUAUCGAAUUAGUGAGAUUUCUCACGCUCAAAAUCCGCGCGAGAUUCGCGGAGCAUUCUUAAUAAUGUCGACGAUAAAAUUCGUUGGGGAUUCUGGUUAGAUCGAAUGGCAAAAUCCGUGAAAAAAGGUGGCGCGACCGCUCUGCAAACGGAAGUAACGACGGACGAGGAGUGGGCCCAGGUAGUCGAGCGAAAAGGGCUGACGGUCGUCGACGUUUAUUCGGAAUGGUCGGGCCCUUGUUCCGCAAUGAUUUCGACCUUGAGGAAAAUCAAAAUGGAAAUAGGCGGGGACGUUUUGAGCUACGCGGUUGCGCGGAACGACGAUGUUUCGAGCUUGGAGCGCUUCCGAGGCAGAAGCGAGCCCGUCUGGAUGUUCUUGGAAAAUGGCAAAAUAGUUAAUCUUCUCUUUGGCGCCCGAUGUCCCCAUCUGCAGAGAACUAUCGUUAAAGAAUUGCGCCGAGUUCAGAACAACGAACCACCGGGCCGGAUGGUUUCGAUCGUCAAAAGGGUUUCCGAGGAAGAAUCUCGUUGGCAAAGGAGAGAAUCGCUCAGAAAAGCAGAGGAAGAGCGAAAAAUCGGGCAGGAGGAAGCCGCAAAAAGAGCCAAAUACGAAGCCUAUCUCGCACAAGAAAUGUUCGAACUCUGCGAAGAAACGGCCAUCGUUCUCUACCCCUGGGUCUUCCUCGACGAAGAAGGCUCACCCAAAGACAAGGAAACUUGUCCCGCUUACACCGAACUCGUACGCGAAAUAUUUCCUCAACGCUUCGACGUCUUGGAGCAAACGAGAGUUCAACUCGACGAGGCGAUCAUCGAAAAAAUGCUCGUGGAAAGCAACGUCGAAAUAACGGACAAUCUGAUCGCAGGUUUGACGGAAGACAAAUGCUUAGCAAUGAGAAUCAGGUGCAAGCCUCCACCUCCGGAAUGGCCGGUCCCAUAUCCCAACGAAUGCCCCAAAGACACAGCGAAGUGUCCGAUCAGGGCGAUCAACGACGUCGAGAAUUUCCUUCGAAGUAUCCUGGAAGCACCGCCUUCCAAUCCGAAUGCUUCGAUCGUUGGUUCUUUCCUCGAGAGGCACACUCACGUCCACGAGCCUGAAGAAGAAAUCGAUAACGAUUACCGCAGAAUUUACCCUGCGGUUUGGUUUCCGCCUCACGCGAGGAACAAGGUGCACGUUUUCAAGACUCUGUUUUCGUAUUACAUGGAAAAAUCGCAUCCGUACGAGGAACCGGUGGAGCCCCUGCCUCUUUGCGCCUUCAAAUUCGAUGCGACGAAACUUGGGAUUUUGCAAGAAGUUUACGAAGCUUUUGGCUCGGCGAUCGAGAAGUUUGGAGUAUUUGAAUUCGACGGGCCUCCUUUGGCGCGGAGAUUCGCCUCGAAUCCUCAGGAUUUUGAGGACAAAGUAACGAACAAAACCGGUGACGAGAUUUUCGUUGUCAUAAUACGGAGAUUGAACGAGGAAGUUUUUCUCAAUUUUGCCGGAAACAAUCCGACUUUCGUGACCGAAGAACACGCCGAGGCGCAGCGGAUGCUCGACGAAUAUUUUCCACCCGGUUCGAUCGACGUUCUGCCAGAAGUUUAUCACGAUGAAAAAGAUUUCUACGAGGAUUAUGACUACGGGGAAGAGGAGGAGGACGAGGGAGAUUUGGAGGAAGAGGAACUCGGCAGAGAUCCCGAAAUUCCUCCUUCGUACGUCGAUCUUUCGACCUUUUGA
Molecule: messenger RNA, 3372 nt
Organism: Venturia canescens
Lineage: Eukaryota; Metazoa; Arthropoda; Insecta; Hymenoptera; Ichneumonidae
Exons: 5
Coding region: 1768-3372 (534 amino acids)
Source: RefSeq, a predicted model, not a curated record